Messenger RNA from Rodentolepis nana, 2796 nucleotides. The record is from the annotation of a GenBank genome assembly. NCBI's taxonomy places the organism in Eukaryota, Metazoa, Platyhelminthes, Cestoda, Cyclophyllidea, Hymenolepididae.
AUGGAAAUAGCUGACCCAAUUCUUGAUGUCUUACGUAACACCUUCCAUCACAAUAAAUUUAAAAGCAAAUUACAAGAAAAUGCAGUUCGUUGCAUUGUUAAGGGUACUCACAACACAUUUAUUUCAAUGCCAACGGGUUCUGGUAAAAGCUUGUGUUAUCAGCUUCCCGCAGUCAUCCAAGAUGGUCUUUCUAUAAUUAUUUCUCCUCUCAUUGCUCUUAUAUCGGACCAGAUAUCGCAGCUGACAAAGUUAAAAAUUCCAGCGGCUACACUGAAUUCAAAGCAAUCACAGAAGGACAGAAAUGAUAUUAUCAAACGGUUAUUACGUGCUCCUGGUUCUAUUGAAGAUUUCGCUCUUCCUAAAAUUAAACUCCUAUAUAUUACUCCAGAGCAGUUUGAGACUGAUGGAUUCCGUACGAUUGCCAAGAAAUUAACUGAUUUGAAUGCACUCCGAUAUUUUUUUAUCGAUGAAGCUCAUUGCGUCUCAGAAUGGGGUCACGAUUUUCGACCUGCUUACUUAAAAUUAGGUAAACUACGGACUUCUCUGUUUCCCAAUGUACCAUGUGUUGCCUUGACAGCAACAGCAAAUCCUCGAGUCAAGGCCGAUAUCAUAUCUUCACUUAAAUUAGACCCCGAAACAUCGCGUGCGGCUGGUUUGGCGAUUACUAAAUUUAAGGAGUUUGUUACUGGUGUCUUUCGUUCGAAUCUGUUCUAUGAUGUUGUGUUCUGUGAUUUACUAAAGACCCCCUAUGAUGAUCUUGCCAAAUUUAUCCUCGAAUGUUUAAGUGGAGAUGAAUCUGCCACGACAAUUUCAAAAAAUGUGAGCGGUAUUGUUUACUGUCGAACUCGAGAAGACUGCGAAACAGUAGCUCAUCAAUUGUCGAUUAGAGGGAUCCCAUCGAAGGCCUACCAUGCUGGUUUGGGCAAUUGUGAUCGAAACAAAGUUCAAGAAGAGUGGUUCGGAGGAGUCUUUCCCAUUGUUGCGGCUACUAUCAGUUUCGGAAUGGGAGUGGACAACCCCCAUGUUCGUCUUGCAGCCUACUAUCAGGAAUCCGGCAGAGCCGGUCGGGACGGCAUUCUCUCGCGUUGCCGCAUUUACUACGCAAAACAGGAGCGUGACACAGUCGCCUUCCUUGUGGGUCAAAUGUCAGAAAAAGCUCAGACACAAAAGAACAAAGAGCAUCGUGAGAAGGGUGUUCAGGACUUGGCACUUAUGAUCAAUUACGUGGAGUCAAUGAAGUGUCGACAUUCUCAGUUUGCUGCGUAUUUUGGAGAUGAUCCAAUGCAAUGCGUUGAUCGGUGUGAUGUUUGCACAAAUCCUACUAAAGUCACGCAACAACUUGCUGGCUAUAAGCGUGUAAUAUAUGGAAAUAUGGUUAGUGAGAGUAACAGUGAUCAAGCCUUCUUGGACACCGAUCUCUACAGAUCACGUCCUCGUCGGAAAGGCGAAGGAUGGGAGGAGUAUAAUGACGAUGACGGACCAAGCACAUCUAACAAGGACUACGAUGAAACGAUACGCCGACAGAGAACUGAUUUCGUCCGUGAGGAGCUGGCUCGACGCAGAAAUUCCUCUGUUGUGGCCGGUCCCAGGGUGCUCUGGGUCUCGGCAAACCAAGACUCACCAUUAGUGGACCCCGACAGUCGAUUGAUCAUCGGAGUGACUGGACGAUUUAGAGAUCAGACACUAAAUCUACUCAUCUCCGCAGUGCUGAGUCAUGUGAAUGACAGCUCAUCAGACGACUCCAAAAAAGCUCACUUUAACAAACUAGCCGCUCGACUGGAAUAUCACGUGUACAAAACUUCUAAGGUGGCUGGUGUCUAUCGAGGCCAUAUGACUCGUCGCAUAAGUCAGACUAGAAAAUUCGAAUCACUAGAGGCACUAUAUAAUGGGUUCGCAGAUUGGCUAGGUGUUUCUGUAGAGACCCUUCAUUAUGUUGAGAAUCAAGAAGAACCUGAGGAUUUGACAGAAAGUGGUGAAGAUCAGUCACCUCAACCACAAGUUAAUUCAACUCCUCCAACUGAUACUCCCUUGUCUGCCGUUGAAUCCCCCAAACCUCCUAGUUGCCCGGUCGCAAUUCCAGAACUUUCGUCUUCAUCGGGCGUUAGUGCUGAAGACAUACUCAAUGCUAACUGUCUUCCUCCUUCAUUAAAGAAAAGUCUCUUGGGCGACUUGAGUGGUGGGAAAGACGUAAAUGAUAUUAAUUGUUCGAACACUUCGAAAAUUUCAACUUUGUCGGAUAAGGAGUCGAGUAUAACUUACUUUUGGGAGAAAUCGAUUAUUGAACAAUCGGAACCUCCACAAAAGAGAUCCCGGUUAUCAUCGAGCUACCAGGCCGGGUCUUACGCAUCUGAUCAAUCAGAUUCUAUUUUAUCUUCGUCACGCCCUCCUCUAGAGCAAUCGGAAUACUCAAAUAUCUACGUAUUUGGUAAUUCAAAUGGCCCGACGCACAGUGAUCGUAGUAAAACCUCAACCAUUGCCGAUUGUGUUGUACGUUCACUCUCCCGUCACUACACGGCAGGGAUUUUUAAAGACAAAGAUACGUUUAAAAUGGUUGCCCGGGAGCUCACGAGAAGACUUAUUAGAAGCGGCAUUCCGGAUAUCGAAUUGGAACGGUAUAUGUCUCGAAUAACAAGUAAGUUGGUGGAGAGAUUUCGAAAGGAACCUAGUGGAGAAAUCGAUGGGCGAUCGAAACCAGUGAUUUCCAACUUGAGGGAUCUUGCCUGGGCUGAUGCAUUAAAGGAUUUAUUCAAAAGAUUUAAUGUUCCACUUCAGAAGAUUCCGUUCCAGGGCACCUGA